AUGGCCAGGUCCACCAACAGAAGAUGCCAAUAUGUCAAAAGAAGUCUAAGUUCAAUCUCCAGAAAGCAGUCACAUUGUUCCAGCAUCAACUUUGGCCAUAGAAAUUAUUCUCGCUACAUAAGCAGGGUCCUGAAGGAAGUUGUCCCCCAGAGAGGCAUGUCAUCUCAUUCCGUGGACAUUGUAAACAUCCUGAUCAAUGACAUCUUUGAACGCAUUGCUACAGAAGCCUGCCAGCUGAUGUACCGCAAAAAGCGCUGUACCCUCACCCCAGAAGACAUCCAGAAGGCAGUGUAUCUGCUGUUGCCCAGGAAGCUGGCAAAGUUUGCAGUGACUUUUGGAAAUGAAGCAGUCCGCAGAUUCAUCCUUUCCUAA
Peromyscus californicus insignis is the source of this 372-nucleotide messenger RNA. Its product is annotated as histone H2B variant L1-like. The record is from RefSeq and is a predicted model, not a curated record. Gene Ontology annotation, biological process: nucleosome assembly. Bases 1 to 372 code for a protein of 123 amino acids. NCBI's taxonomy places the organism in Eukaryota, Metazoa, Chordata, Mammalia, Rodentia, Cricetidae. Gene Ontology annotation, molecular function: structural constituent of chromatin; protein heterodimerization activity; DNA binding. The transcript has a single exon. Gene Ontology annotation, cellular component: nucleosome.